AUGCCUGCCAAUGCUGCUGCCGAGAAUGUGCUCGGCACAAUGGGGACCGUAUGCUGGAUGAUCCAGCUCCUGCCGCAGAUCUGGAAGAGCUGGCGGGAGAAGUCCACAGAGGGCCUGGCGGACUACCUAGUCCUGUUGUGGAGCAUCUCGGCAUGGUUUCUCGGAGUGUACGCUAUCGUCCAGGACUUGAAUGUCCCGCUCAUCGUCCAGCCGCAAGUCUUUGGCUUCCUGGCAUUGGUGUCGUGGGCACAAUGCCAGUACUAUGCCCGAAAACGAUCCCUCAAAGUCUGCCUCGCCCUGUUUGCAGGGCUUUUACUGCUGCAGGCAGGCUUCGAGGUCGGCAUGGUGUACGCCGUCCGUCCCUCCUUCCGCGCAGGCAAUCUACGCGCGACGCAGUUCUUCGGGAUCAUGGCCUCUGUGCUACUCUCCCUUGGCCUCCUCCCUCAGUACUACGAAAUCUACAGAUACCGCGAGGUGUUCGGGAUCUCCAUCUCGUUCAUGGCAAUCGACUUGUUGGGCGGAGUCUUCAGUGACCUCUCGCUCGUGUUCAAGUCCAGGUUCGAUGUUAUUGCGGGUGUUGCGUAUUCGCUUGUUGUAGUCUUGGAUGGGAUUGUCAUCAUACUUGCCCUCAUACUCAACCCGCUGGCACGAAAGCGACGCCGACGGCGUGAAGUGGAGUUGUCUUCAGCUCGAGGAGAAAUUGCUACGGCAGCAUCCCAGGCCGACGAGGACACAGAAGUAGAGAGAGACCGAGAAAAGCGUCCCUCGGAGGGGGAACGUGUCAUAGAUUGA
Messenger RNA from Phanerochaete carnosa HHB-10118-sp, 792 nucleotides. RefSeq lists its product as uncharacterized. Lineage: Eukaryota; Fungi; Basidiomycota; Agaricomycetes; Polyporales; Phanerochaetaceae. The record is from RefSeq and is a predicted model, not a curated record. The transcript has 7 exons. Bases 1 to 792 code for a protein of 263 amino acids.